This is a messenger RNA of Populus trichocarpa (black cottonwood), 1300 nucleotides long. RefSeq names its product expansin-A13. Gene Ontology annotation, biological process: plant-type cell wall organization. The transcript is spliced from 2 exons. Bases 75 to 929 code for a protein of 284 amino acids. The record is from RefSeq and is a predicted model, not a curated record. Gene Ontology annotation, cellular component: extracellular region. Lineage: Eukaryota; Viridiplantae; Streptophyta; Magnoliopsida; Malpighiales; Salicaceae.
CUUCUGUAAUAAAGGAACAGAGACAAAGACAACCUCAACAUCAUCAAAGCUUACUCAACAAAUCCUUCUCUUUCAUGUUCUCCCAUAAAAAAGACAACAAGAUGCCACCGCCAUUACUUCAAGGCCCUAUUCACACUCUCCUGAAACCUCUCCUCCUCCUCCUCCUCCUCCUCACUCUCCCCCCCACCACCACCUCCCACACCUCUUCCACCACCACCCCUCCACCUCUGUCCACUUACCUAUCCCAAUGGCAACCCGCACGCGCUACUUACUACGCAGCAUCCGAUCCCCGGGACACAGUAGGAGGCGCGUGUGGAUAUGGGGACUUGGUUAAGGCGGGAUAUGGAAUGGCAACUGUAGCAUUGAGUGAAUCAAUGUUUGAACGUGGACAGAUCUGUGGCGCGUGUUUUGAAAUCAAAUGUGUUGAUGAUUUGAGGUGGUGUAUUCCUGGGACUUCUAUUAUUGUUUCUGUUACUAAUUUUUGUGCUCCAAAUUAUGGGUUCCCUUCUGAUGCUGGUGGAAAAUGUAAUACUCCAAAUAAGCACUUUGUGCUGCCCAUUGAAUCUUUUGAAAAGAUUGCCAUUUGGAAGGCUGCUAAUAUGCCUGUUCAGUACAGAAGGAUUAAGUGCAGAAAGGAAGGAGGGAUUCGGUUUACAAUCUCUGGGUCCGGUAUCUUCCUUUCUGUGCUGAUCAGCAAUGUUGCAGGUGCUGGAGACGUAACUUCAGUGAGGAUUAAAGGUUCAAGAACGGGUUGGCUUGAUAUGGGUAGGAACUGGGGCCAAAACUGGCAUGUUAAUGCAAAUUUACAGAAUCAAGCUCUCUCAUUUGAGGUCACCAGUAGUGAUAAGAUGACUGUUCUUUCUUACACCGUUGCUCCCAAAGAUUGGAGAUUUGGACAAACCUUUGAAGGCAAGCAAUUUGAGACUUGAUGUACUGGCAAGAAAAUAAAAUGAUAAAUAGAUGAGACCAUUCUUUUCUUUUUCUAUUUCUAUGUUGUGCUCUCCUGGUUGGGGGUGAAGGUGUAUGGAGUGAGGGGUUAUGUCAAUUUUGGUGGAAGAUGCAUGAAUCAGUGGGUUGUCUAUGGUCCAAAGGACAUAGUUUGAGAUGAUACUACAUUGUUGUAUGGUGGGUACACUAGACCCGAGAAACUGUGCACUCAUGUGUAUGAUCGAAGAUGAUGAAGGAUGACCCAACCUGGGUUUAAGUCUAUGUUCUUGGACUUAGUUUCAGAAGAUACUAUGUUGUUGUAACAUGCAACUUAAAACAAUGUUAAAUGAUAAAAGUCUGCUGCUUUCUGCUA